CACAUUGUCCAUGUGGCAUGUGGCGAGUCCCACAGUCUGGCCCUCAGUGACCGGGGCCAGCUGUUUUCUUGGGGUGCAGGGAGUGAUGGUCAACUAGGACUCAUGACUACUGAGGAUUCGGUGGCCGUGCCCAGAUUUUUGUCUCUUUAAUCAAAAGCUGUUUUAAGGAAAAGAGGAACAUGGAGGUAAGAGUGAUUUGUUUCACUUCCUGGUUUAGAACAGGUAAUGUCUUGGAUUCAUUUCUUCCAAAAAUUAACUUAAUUUUGGGGGAAGAGGGAGAGUGGGCACUAAGAAAAGAGGGGUGCUAUAUCUCAACGGUAUUGUGCAUAAUAUUAGGGAAAAGAGUUAGAACAUUAAUGAUGAAAGGCUUUCAUUUGUUGAUGACCAAAGACUGCAAUAAAGAUUUUUAGUGGCAUUUCAUUUAGUCAAUGUCAUAGUAGCGAUUUAAUUUUCAUUAGUCAUGUCUAAAUUAUAGAUGAUUUCUGAGGCUUUGGUUUCUGUAUAAUUUUAUAUUGUAAUCUAAUUAAAAUAAAUUUAUUCUUACGUUAGUAUUGUAGAAAGUAACAGCUUUGAAGUCACACAGCCUCAAACACUUCUGAUAUUGGCUCUGUUACAUACUAGGUGAGUGACCGUGGACAAAUUGCUUGACUUGUCUAAGCCUCAGUUUCCUAACUUAAAAAUGGACUUAGGUGUGGUGUACCUGCAUGAAGUUAUUAGGAGGGUAGAAUGAAGUGAGUAGGUAAAACAUAGUAUAUGCUUGUCCUACAUAUGUUCCCUUCUCUCCACUGAAGUAUAUAAUUUCUCUAUUAUCUUUGUCCUUUUGACCUGCUUCCUUUCUGUAACUGUGGUUAUGAAGGUUGUGACAUGGGUAAUAGUGACCUGUAAUGGGAGAACUUUGGGAACUUGAGUAGAAAUGGGCCAGGAAAAAGGAUUGUUGCUGGGUAAAACUUCUGCAACAUUGCUCCCCUAGGCAGUAAUGCAAUUUCCAAUUUUAAAAAAUACUGGUGUUCUGUUGAUACAUGAAACAACUUGGGUGAAUGUCCAGAGAACUAUUUUGAAUGGGGAAAAAAGCUAAUCCCUAAAGGUUACCUACUGUACAGUUCCAUUUAUAUAACUUUAUUGAAAUGACAAAAUUUUAGAAUUGGGGAUAGAUUAGUGUUGGCUAGGGGUUGGGGAGGGGAGGAGUCAUUAUGAAAGUACAACAUGAGAAACCCUUUGGUUUGGAAACUGUUAGUAUCUUGCCUUGGUGGUGGGUGCGUCAACGUACACAGGUAAUAAAAUUAGUACAGUCACAGAAAUGAGCACAAAUAAAACUGGGAAAUAUGAGUAAAUUGGUAAUUGUAUUGAAUCAAUAUCCUGGUUAUGAUAUUAUGCUAUAGUUUGCAAAAUGUCACUGUUGGAGGAAACCAGAUAAAGUGUGCAAGGAAUCGCUCCCUUAUUUCUUGAAACUGCAUGUGAAUCUACAAUUAAGUCAAUAAAAAGUAGUUGGGUUCUAUUUGCUACUAAAUGCAUAUGUGAACUCUAUUUUAUAAAUGCUUUUAUAUAUGAGAAAAUAUUAACCAAAGCAGUAUCCACUUUUCAUUCUAAAUAAUCCCCUUCUUUCCCACUGGAUAUGUAUCUUCUAAGAAGCCCUUCUCCUGAGAGCAUAUCCAUCUAACUCCUUUGUUCCCAUGGUACACACUUAAUGAAGAGGAACGUAGCAACUUGUGAAUUGUUAAAAUAGAAAGCAGGAGAGAUUCCCAGGUAGUCCACCUCUGUGGUGCAGUGCCAAGCACAUUACAUGGAUAUUUUCAUUUAAUUCUCACCACAAGCUUAUGAAAUAGGUACUGUUCUUAUCUCUGUCCUUCAUGUGAGCAGAGGAGUAGGAAUUGAGAAGUAAUUAUAUGGUCUUCCUCUUUACCAUCCUAGGGAAUCAGGGUUUUGGAGGCAUUGCCCUUAUUUUUUUUUGUAAUUGUGGUAAAAUACACAUAACAUGAAAUUUACAAUCUUAACCAUUUUAAGUGUAUAGUUAAGUAAUGUUAAGUAUAUUCAUGUUGUUGUGUAUCUCCAAACUUUUUUAUCUUGCAAAAAUUAAACUCUAUACCCAUUAAACAACUCCCCAUUUCUCCUCUCCUGGAUGCUGACAAGCACCCUUAGAUUGUCAAUUUGUGUGAAUUUGACUGCUCUGGAUAUCUCAUAUAAGUGGAAUCAUAGAAUAUUUGUCUUUUUGUGACUAGCUUAUUUCAAUUACAUAAUCUCCUCAAAUUUCAUCCAUGUGUAGCAUGUGUCAACAUUUCUGCUCUUUUAAAGGCUGAUUAAUAUUACGUUGGGUGUAUAUACAACAUUUUGUUUUUCUGUUCAAUUGUUGAGGGACACUUGGGUUCCUUCUACCUUUUGGCCAUUGUGAUUAAUGCUGCUAUGAAUGUGGGUGUACAGAUAUCUCUCUGGGUCCUUGCUUUCAAUUCUUUUAGAUGUGUACCUGGAAGUGGGAUUGAUGGAUCAUGGCAUUGCCCUCAUUUUGAAAGCCAUUUAUACUCCAGCUAUGUUCCUAGGGACCUCUCUUCUGUAACUUACUCCAUUUGUCCCUGAAUUGGUGAUGACAAGGUUAAUACAAAAGCUGAACCAGCAGACAAUAUUACAAGUUUCCUGUGGCAACUGGCAUUGCUUGGCUCUUGCAGCUGAUGGUCAGUUCUUCACAUGGGGAAAGAACAGCCAUGGGCAGCUGGGCCUGGGGAAGGAGUUCCCCUGCCAAGCCAGCCCGCAGCGGGUGAGGUCCCUGGAGGGGAUCCCCCUGGCCCAGAUCGAGAGUCUCCUUGCCAUGUGAAACUCUUAAGAAUGCAGAAAGUCGUCUAUAUUAGUUGUGGAGAAGAACACACAGCAGUCCUCACAAAAAGUGGAGGUGUGUUUACCUUUGGUGCUGGUUCUUGUGGGCAACUUGGACAUGAUUCCAUGAAUGAUGAGGUUAAUCCAAGAAGAGUUCUGGAGCUGAUGGGCAGUGAAGUGACUCAGAUUGCUUGUGGCAGACAACACACCCUAGCCUUUGUGCCUUCUUCUGGACUCAUCUAUGCAUUUGGUUGUGGAGCAAGAGGUCAAUUAGGAACUGGGCACACUUGUAAUGUUAAUUGCCCGUCUCCUGUGAAAGGGUACUGGGCCGCCCAUAGUGGCCAGCUUUCAGCCAGAGCUGAUCGCUUUAAAUAUCAUAUUGUUAAGCAGAUCUUCUCAGGAGGAGACCAAACAUUUGUACUUUGCUCCAAAUAUGAGAAUUGUUCUCCUGCUGUUGACUUCCGGACUGUGAACCAAGCACAUUAUACCAGCUUAAUAAAUGAUGAAACAAUAGCAGUUUGGAGACAAAAACUCUCAGAACACAACAACGCAAGUACAAUCAAUGGUGUUGUUCAGAUAUUAUCUUCUGCAGCCUGUUGGAAUGGAAGUUUUCUUGAAAAAAAAAUUGAUGAACAUUUUAAAACAAGCCCCAAAAUCCCUGGCAUUGACCUGAACUCAACUAGAGUGUUAUUUGAGAAGUUAAUGAGCUCUCAGCACUCCAUGAUUCUAGAACAGAUCUUAAACAGCUUUGAAAGUUGCCUGAUUCCUCAGCUGUCGAGUUCACCACCAGAUGUUGAAGCAAUGAGAAUCUAUCUAAUACUGCCUGAGUUUCCCCUGCUCCAGGAUUCCAAGUAUUACACAACAUUGACUAUUCCGCUGGCUAUGGCUAUUCUGCGGCUGGAUACAAACCCCAGCAAAGUCUUAGAUAACUGGUGGUCUCAGGUAUCCCCAAUAUAUUUCAUGAAGCUGAUAAACCUCUAUAAAGGUGCAGUCGUUUAUCUACUGAGAGGAAGAAAGACAUUCUUAAUUCCUGUCCUCUUUAACAAUUAUGUUACAGCAGCUCUCAAGCUCUUGGAGAAGUUAUAUAAGGUUAAUCUUAAAGUGAAGCAUGUGGAAUAUAAUACAUUUUACAUUCCUGAGAUUUCCAGUCUCGUGGACAUUCAGGAAGACUACCUCAUGUGGUUCUUGCAUCAAGCAGGCAUGAAGGCUAGACCAUCUAUAAUUCAGGAUCCUGUAACACUUUGUUCCUACCCUUUCAUCUUUGAUGCCCAAGCCAAGACAAAGAUGUUACAGACUGAUGCGGAGCUACAGAUGCAGGUGGCGGUCAAUGGAGCCAGCCUGCAGAACGUCUUCAUGCUUCUCACCUUGGAGCCUCUGCUGGCCAGAAGCCCCUUCCUGGUCCUUCACGUUCGCAGGAACAACCUUGUUGGAGAUGCCCUGAGAGAGCUGAGCAUUCAUUCUGAUGUUGAUUUGAAAAAGCCUCUCAAAGUAAUCUUUGAUGGUGAAGAAGCAGUGGAUGUUGGUGGGGUCACAAAGGAAUUCUUUCUUUUACUGUUAAAAGAACUUUUGAAUCCCAUCUAUGGAAUGUUUACCUACUAUCAGGAUUCAAAUCUUUUGUGGUUUUCUGAUACGUGCUUUGUAGAACACAACUGGUUUCACCUGAUUGGCAUAACCUGUGGAUUGGCUAUCUACAACUCCACCGUGGUUGAUAUCCAUUUCCCGUUGGCUCUCUACAAGAAGUUACUGAAUGUAAAGCCUGGAUUGGAAGACUUACAGGAGCUGUCACCCACUGAAGGAAGGAGUCUUCAAGAACUUUUAGAUUACCCUGGGAAAGAUAUUGAGGAGACUUUCUGCCUCAAUUUCACGAUUUGUCGAGAAAGCUAUGGGGUGAUUGAACAGAAGAAGCUGAUACCUGGGGGAGACAAAGUGACUGUGUGCAAGGAAAACAGGCAGGAAUUUGUGGAUGCCUAUGUGAACUAUAUCUUCCAAACCUCAGUUCAUGAAUGGUACACAGCCUUCUCCGACGGCUUCCUAAAAGUGUGUGGUGGAAAAGUGCUCGAGCUCUUCCAGCCUUCAGAGCUGAGGGCCAUGAUGGUGGGCAACAGCGACUACGACUGGGGGGAGCUAGAGGAGACUGCCAUCUACAAGGGUGAUUACUCAGCCACACAUCCCACUGUGAAACUGUUUUGGGAAACAUUUCAUGAAUUUCCAUUGGAAAAGAAGAAGAAGUUUCUCUUGUUCCUAACCGGCAGCGAUCGGAUUCCCAUAUAUGGCAUGGCGAGCCUGCAGAUCAUCAUCCAGUCCACAGCCAGUGGGGAGGAGUACUUGCCUGUGGCCCACACUUGCUACAACCUUCUUGAUCUCCCCAAAUACAGCAGCAAAGAGAUCCUGAGUGCACGGCUGACGCAGGCCCUCGACAACUACGAAGGGUUUAGUUUGGCUUGAGGCUCCUCAGCUUGGUCUUUGUGCCUCAGUGUCCACAUACAGGCCUAUACAGAAAAAUCACGGGGAGUGAGUUCUAUUUUUUUAUUGUAUAAGUGGGUUGGGAAUUUUGAAUCCUGAACCUGGGCAAUGUGUUUCUAGGGUUGUUAACAGUAAGCAACCUUUUUGAAAAAUCAGGAGAUGGGGAUGGGAUAAAAAAUUGGCUCUUGUAUGCGAGGUGUUCUGUUUUUAAACCAAAUCACCUAUUGUUUGUCCCUUGUUGCAGUCUGCUGGAUAAAAUGGCAGUGGACUUUCAUACUUUAAUUUCCUAAAUGUCUCUCUUAGCCCCAAUCUUACCUCAUAAUGCUUCCUUGUCCUUCUCUUCUCAUUCCUCUGCACGAAUGAUUUUGACCUAGCUGACCUUUCUUACCUGCACAUGUAGAACAUCAUCUCCUUUCUCUGCAGCCUAGAAAAUGCUCCUUCCUGGCUUUUUGCAGCCCUACUCUGAGGACAAAGGAGGAAAGUACUACUUCCGAAAUUACCAAUUUCAACAAGCUGAAUCUGGGUCCAUUACUUUGGCUGAAUUCCUAAGAAUUUAUGGGAGCCUUUAUGAACACAUCCUGCUUUAAAAGAAAACUUCUUGAUGGACUAGCAAUCUCCCAUGGCUUUGCCUAUUCCUGGACCUCUUUGUAGAUGUGCAGAGCAACUUAUUUACAGCAGCUGAGCCUAGUUGUGUCUUGUUGCUCAGCUAAGUUCCUUUGACAAUAAGGUGAGGUGAAAGCCCCACCCCCACCCCUUUGUUAUCUCGCUUUUGGAGCAAGUUGCAUUAAAAGUAUCUUCAAGAGAAGCAGAAAUAAAUUUCUUGUUCCUUCCCCUAUCACAGUAUGUCCUCUACCACUUUGUUGUCUUCCCUUUCUCUCUUCAUCCCAUUCUUUGCUAUUGGACUUAAUGCUCCCUUCCUCUCCUCUGAGUGGCUGCAUGCAGUCUUUUUUUCCCUUUCACUCUUCCCUAAUUGCUAAGACUUAAGGACAUUCUUCAUCAUGGAACUUUAUUGCAUUUGAAAUGUUUACAAUGGGAUUUCAGGGGAGAUUGUGUUUAAAGCAAAUAUAUGUAUCUAAAAA
This is a messenger RNA of Manis pentadactyla (Chinese pangolin), 6344 nucleotides long. RefSeq names its product HECT and RLD domain containing E3 ubiquitin protein ligase 3 (gene HERC3). The coding region runs from base 2677 to 5247 and encodes 856 amino acids. The transcript has 24 exons. Gene Ontology annotation, biological process: protein ubiquitination; ubiquitin-dependent protein catabolic process. Gene Ontology annotation, cellular component: cytosol. The record is from RefSeq and is a predicted model, not a curated record. NCBI's taxonomy places the organism in Eukaryota, Metazoa, Chordata, Mammalia, Pholidota, Manidae. Gene Ontology annotation, molecular function: ubiquitin protein ligase activity.